CUUGAAUUACAAAUUCAGUGAAACUAUUGACACAUUUGUCGUGAAAUCCGUGGUUUAGUCGCCAGUUAUGACCAAAAUAUGCCGUCUGUUGUCCACUGUUGAAGGCAUUCCUCAUCAGACCGUAAGGACCGGCGAUUGUCUGACGAUCGGUCGUAACCGGAGAUGUCGUAUACGAGACAUCACUUGUUCCCGAAGUCACUGUACCGUCACUUUCGAUGGACAACACGUUUGCGUCAAAGACUGCAAAACACAUGAAACACAAAACCUCUCAAACGGACAGUUAUUAUCGGGAAAUGGAUUUCAGUAUAAAAUUGUUUUCGUCGACCAAACCGGCGAUGAAGACGAGGAUCAAAUGGAUGCCACCAAUGGAUUCCAUAUCACAGAUAAUGAUAAGUCUUCGGCCGAUACUCACGAGUCAAAUGAUUUGGAUCAGACUAUGGAUGUGACCAAGUCUUCGGGAGUGACUGAAUGGAUGUCUUUAUGUGCAAAUCGUGUCCAUAUCUGCAAAUUCCUCGGCGGCGGCCGCAACAGCGCAUCCAUCGCUGCCUUUGAUUUUGACGACACUUUAGUUACGCCUAAAUCUGGCAAUAAGUUUGCCAUCGAUUCAGACGAUUGGAGACUAAUCGACAAACAGUUGCCGAAGAAGAUCGAGAAACUGAUUGAAAGAGGAUAUCGUUUUGUGGUUAUAUCUAAUCAGUUGCCGAUAUCUCAGGGAAGGUAUAAAUUGGAGGAUAUUCAGCACCGGUUUGAGUCGGCGCUCACAGACAUCGGCGUUCCCUGUCUUGUAAUGUUGGCUGCAUUUGAUGAUAUCUAUCGUAAGCCUCGGCCCGGUUUGUGGCAGUUAUUGGCCAAUGAGUUGAACGAUAAGCCCAUCGACUUGACCACCAGUUUCUUUGUGGGCGACGCCGCCGGCCGUAAGAAGCAAUUGAACGGCAGAUCAGAUCACAGUUCAGUGGAUCUACUCUUUGCCGCCAAUUCUGGAAUUCCGUUCCUAACGCCCGAGCGCUUCCUAACCGAUGUAAAGCCAAAGAUAGUCUCGAGUGAUACGAGUUAUUGUGGUUUCGAUAUAUCGGUCUUUCGACCCAAAAAGUGUGACAACAACUUCAUUGCCACUCAAUUUGGUUCAGACAAACAGUACAGAAAUAUCAGCGAUUUGUUGGCCAACUAUUCAUCGAAACUUCACGUAAUAAUAUUCUGCGGUUUACCCGCUUCUGGGAAGUCAUCCUUUUAUACGAAUUAUUUGCAAAAAUUUGGUUACAUUUAUAUAUCGAGAGACGAGUUGAAGACAAUGGAGAGGUGUCACAAGAAAUGCGAAACGUCUCUAAAGAACCGACAGAAUUGUGUUAUCGAUAACAUUAACGUCGAGCCCUCGGCCCGCAAACAAUGGGUGGCGUUGAGUGAGAAGUAUUCAGCCGUUCCCCUCCUCUUCUUCUUUGACGUGUCCGUCGAGCAGUCAUUACAUAAUAAUAAGUUCCGCCGUAUUAUUGGAGUCAAUAGUCCGGUCACUGAUCUUGUGAUUCGCUCGCAAAAUAAAAACCUUACGAAACCGAUGGCCACCGAAAACUUUGAGACCAUUUAUAAAAUCAAUUUUGUCUCCAAAUUCCGCAAACAAGAGCACGAAUUGCUUUACUUUAUGUAUUUGUCUGAGAGAUAAGUUACAUGUUUAAUGCUUUUAAGUUAUAUUGAUUUGAGAACUAUUGGAUUUAUUCAGUGGUAAACUGUGUCCAAUAUUUGCACAUUUGUUCAUAAAUUGUAUU
Molecule: messenger RNA, 1757 nt
Organism: Oppiella nova
Lineage: Eukaryota; Metazoa; Arthropoda; Arachnida; Sarcoptiformes; Oppiidae
Source: the annotation of a GenBank genome assembly